Molecule: messenger RNA, 2034 nt
Organism: Pieris macdunnoughi
Lineage: Eukaryota; Metazoa; Arthropoda; Insecta; Lepidoptera; Pieridae
Source: the annotation of a GenBank genome assembly
AUGAAGAAAGACGUAGCCACAAAGAAGCGAAGAAUAAGAUGCGCAGCUCCAGCCCGGCGAACCGUUGUCAUCGAAGAAUACCUGAAAGCAAAACACAAUUACAAAGAAGAAAUAGAAAAAGCAGUAAUAAAUAGUUGGAAGUCCUUUUGCCGGAGAGCGAGAGACCGGGAGAGCCUUUGGGAUGGCAUAUAUAGAGUCAUAAAACGAACCAACGAAAGGAAGAAAGAUCAAAAUAUGCUGAAAAAAGAUGGAAGGGUUCUGACGCCUGAAGAGUCAGCACAAUAUCUGGCGGAGACCCUCUUCCCAGAGGACACGAAAAAGGGAGAAAGCAGGGAACACUCAGACAUAAGGAGCAGAGCCGAAAAGAUAAACAAUAUGGAACAUAAUGCCAACUAUGAUCCACUGUUUACUCACACGGAACUAACCGAAAUUGUUGCCAGCUUCAACCCAAAAAAGGCACCCGGGGAAGAUGGGUUCACUGCGGAUAUAUGCGGACAUGCGAUAUCAGCAAAUCCAUCCAUCUAUCUAACGUUGGCAAACAAAUGCCUAACACUCGGAUACUUUCCUGCCCGAUGGAAAAAAGCCACAGUUAUUAUACUAAGGAAACCGGACAGGGAAGCAUAUGACCAGCCCAAGGCAUAUCGCCCCAUAGGGCUGCUUCCUGUACUAGGCAAGAUCAUGGAAAAGAUGAUAGUCAAAAGGCUGAACUGGCAUUUGAUACCAAGAAUGUCGGAGAGGCAAUAUGGCUUCGUCCCACAAAAGGGCACGGAGGACGCGCUGUAUACGCAGACAAAACAUAUUAGGGAAGCGGUGGUUGAACCAGUAAUCCUAUACGCAGCAAGCGCUUGGUCCCCAUCCGUUAGUAAACUGUACAUAAAGAAAAGGUUGGACUCAGUCCAACGAGGUUUUGCGGCAAAAAUAUGUAAAGCCCAUAAAACCGCGUCGCUUAAUUCAGUUAGAGUGCUCGCCGGGCUGCUACCCCUCGACCUAAGAGUUGUAGAGGAGGCAACACUUUUUAAAAUUAAAAAAGGACACGACACCUUGGAAGUGCUGAAAGAUGUGGAGAUAGAACUAAAAACGCCCUACCAAAACACUCCACACCCUGCAAAAAUCCCCCAAAUUAGUUAUCGAGUUUUAGCAAAUGAAGAGGUGAAUAAUGAAGACAAAAUACACGUCUACACAGAUGGCAGUAAAACAAGCGAGGGCGUGGGUUGGUUGAGGGCGGCGGUGACAUUCUGGAGAAACGAUCGUGAGAUCCUAAAACAUAAAUUAACCCUGGCCGGCUUUUGCAGUGUUUACCAGGCCGAAUUAUUGGCCUUGAAAAAAGCAGUGCACUUGGCGGUGCGGCGAAAGGAGGUCGGCUUUAAUAUAUUUAGUGAUGCAAGGUCAGCGCUUGACGCUAUAACAAGUAGCCGCUCUCUCAGUCCCCUCGUCACCGAUAUUCGUGAAGUGCUCGGAAAACACCCGGAAAAGGAAAUAAAACUUUUCUGGGUGAAAGCCCACGCAGGUAGGGAGGGAAACGAGAGAGCGGACGAGCUAGCCAAAGAAGCAACAAAAAACCACAAAAACAAGCCGUCCUACGAUCGCUGCCCGCUGUCGCACCUAAAGCGCCUCAUAAGAGCGGAAACGCUGCAAAAGUGGGCCACAAGGUACAAAAACGAACAAACAGGGAAAAUAACAAAAAUGUUCUUCCCGGAUGCCAUCGCUGCAUACAAAAUAAUCAGAAAUAUAACAUUUAACAGUACACUGUCUCAGAUACUCACAGGACACGGGGGAUUUUCUGCCUACUUAUAUAGGUUUAAAUUAAAAGAAAGCCCGACGUGCAUAUGUGGAUACGCAGAGGAAGACGUUCCACACAUCCUAUUCGACUGUCCCGUCCACCUCUACGUAAGAAUGAAACUUGAAAACCAGAUAGAUGUAGACAAAAUAGGCAAAUGUAAUAUAGCAUCGGAAUUAGCGAAAAAAGAUAAUAGAAAAACGAUACUUCAAUAUUGUAUAGAAAUAGGAACCUUAGUAAAUAAUAGAAAUAAGUAA